This is a messenger RNA of Morus notabilis, 925 nucleotides long. Its product is annotated as Werner Syndrome-like exonuclease. Bases 90 to 737 code for a protein of 215 amino acids. Gene Ontology annotation, molecular function: 3'-5' exonuclease activity; nucleic acid binding. The transcript has a single exon. Gene Ontology annotation, cellular component: nucleus; cytoplasm. The record is from RefSeq and is a predicted model, not a curated record. Gene Ontology annotation, biological process: nucleobase-containing compound metabolic process. NCBI's taxonomy places the organism in Eukaryota, Viridiplantae, Streptophyta, Magnoliopsida, Rosales, Moraceae.
CUCUUCGUUUCUCUUUCCAGCCAACUUUCCGAGAAAACUUAGGACCCGAAAAAACUCUCCACGAAAGACUUUUGCUUAAUCAUCAAGCCAUGACUAUCACCAUCGCAAAAUACGACCUCGACUCACCGGAACUCCGCGAGCUCUACGACGUGACAUUCUUCGACGAGGAGAUCGAAACGCUAGUAACUAACAGAGCCUCCAUGGUCACCGCUUGGAUCGGAAACACCGAAUCCAUCCACCGCCGCAGACUCCACAAGCUCGUCGUCGGCCUUGACAUCGAGUGGUGUCCCAACACCCGCCCCGGCUCUUCCAACCCCGUCGCCACACUCCAGCUCUGCGUCGGCCGAUCUUGCCUCAUCAUCCAGCUCCUCUACGCGCGCAAAAUCCCGAAAUCCCUCAUCGAUUUCCUCGCCGAUGACGACUACACUUUCGUCGGAGUCGGAAUCGAAGGCGACGUCGAAAAGCUUGAGGACGAUUACGGCCUGGAGGUCUCGAAUGUGGUGGAUCUUAGGGUCUUGGCUAGGGCGAGGUUCGGGAAAGUUGUUCCCAGGAAUGUGGGGCUUAGAGAAUUGGCUGCGCAGGUGCUUGGGACGGAGUUCGCGAAGCCGAAGAAGAUCACGAUGAGUCGGUGGGAUAAGGCGUGGCUUAGCCCUGCUCAGGUCACGUAUGCUUGUGUUGAUGCUUUUGUUUCUUUCGAGAUUGGAAGAAUCCUCAAGGCAUGGAAGUUUGAGGAUUAAUUUCCGUAAUUUUCAUAAGGCCUUAUUAUUAUUAUAUUAAACAGUUUUCUUGUGGUUUGUGAAGUUCUCAGACUGCUCUUAUUAUUGUAUGUAUGUGCUUGCUCUUCUUUUCUGAGAAAAUGUGUUAAUUAACGAUGUUUUUUGAAAAAACGUUUUGUAGAACACGUUUUGGAACGGAAUUUGCUUUC